Amaranthus tricolor (Joseph's coat) is the source of this 2794-nucleotide messenger RNA. RefSeq names its product protein FAR1-RELATED SEQUENCE 2-like. The record is from RefSeq and is a predicted model, not a curated record. Lineage: Eukaryota; Viridiplantae; Streptophyta; Magnoliopsida; Caryophyllales; Amaranthaceae. Gene Ontology annotation, biological process: regulation of DNA-templated transcription. Bases 497 to 1342 code for a protein of 281 amino acids. The transcript is spliced from 2 exons.
UCGAAGACAACGUAGAUUACUCCGGUAGAUUUGUUACGGAUAGCGAAUUUGUUUCCUUAGAUGAAUUACAUAGUUGGGCCGAUGCGAUAGUAAUAACAAUUGGUUUUCAAUUGUCACGUGCUUCUUAUAAAAUAAAAGAAGGACGUUCUAGAGUUAGUGUGUAUUUAAGAUGUCACUGCUGUGGUAAUAUUAGGGGUGGUUUACAUAAUCUAGAUAAUAUUGCCCGACCUGGUUCUAAAAGUAGAAGUUGCGGGUGUAAAUUUUUGAUUGUAGCAAGUAGUUGUAAACCAGGAGAAAGACCUUGGACAGUAAGGGUGUGUCCUGGUGAAAAAGGAAGACAUAACCACUCGUUCUUAGUGUACAGAGAUGGUCAUGUAAGGGCGAAUAGGAUCAAUGUAGAUAUUCGGGAGCACAUAUGAUAGCUUAGUGCAACCGGAAUGCAACCGGCCUUUAUUAUGAAUUCUAUUAGAGAAAAUUUUCCUGGUUUUUUACAAGUAUGAAUCAGAUAUAUAAUAUUAGGGAAUCAAUAAGGAGAGAACAGAUGGAGGGUAAGACUCCCCUUCAACACUAUCUUUAUAUGGCCACAGAACUUAAUUACAUGGUCUGGAAAGACUUGGAUAGCGAAAGGGAAUUGAGCAGAUUAUUAGUUGUAAAUCCUACCUCUAUGCAAAUUAUACGUACGUGGCCCUAUGUUGUGCUGAUAGAUACAACGUACAAAACAAACAAACAAAAGUGGCCACUGUGUGAAGUGAUCGGAAUGACGCCAAGGAAUCACAACUUCUUGGUUGCGUUCUGUUUGAUACGAGAUGAGGCAGCUGUGUCGUAUUCUUGGGUGUUGCAGGGAUUGAGAGAUACUUUCGGCACAGCUCAGACUCCUAGCGUCAUUGUAACCGAUCUAGACGAAGGUUUAUCUGCAGCUAUUCGUGACGUCUUCCCAGAUGUGCGGCAUUUGUUAUGCAUUUGGCAUAUUGCAAACGACGUGGAGAACAUGGUGGACAAGUUGUGUGGCGGGAAAAAAAAUCAACAAGGGCAAAUAUUCAAGAAAGGUAGAUGGAACCCCUUGGUUCAAAGUUCUACAAUCGGCGAAUUUGAAGAGAGAUGGCAAGUGAUCGUGAAUACGUGGUCGAUUAGGAACAAAAAGGUCGUUCGGUAUUUGGCUGGAACAUGGAUUCCACUUAGAGAGAAAUUUGUGCGUGCGUGGACGAAUGAUUGUUUGCACAUGGUUAACCAGACUACCAGCAGAGUUGAAAGCCAACACUCGUCUUUCAAGUAUUACCUUGGUAGCGGUAAUAGCUCAUUCGAUACCCUGUUUAAAAGGGCACACGCACAGAUUACAAAUUAGCAAGCCAGAAUCCGACAAGCACUACAAGAAUCAAUGAAUUCUGUAGCAAGGUCGCUGCGACAACAUUUCUUUAGACCUUUAUAUCGCCACGUAUCUAUCUAUGCCUUGGAGCAGCUGCGGCUUGAAUAUAACCGUAUGUUAGAAUUGGGUGAAUUUGUAUUUAACAAAUGCGGUUGUGUACUUCAACACACCCAUGGAUUGUCGUGUGCUUGUUAUUUAUAUAUGUCUAUCGGUUCACACGGUGCUUUGUAUGUGGAUGACAUUCAUCAAUUCUGGAGUACUUUGAGGUACAUAGAGGUAGGAGAUGAAACCAGUGAAGGAGUAUAAUACGCGAACGCCAAUGACAAAGAGUACUUUUAAUCUCUGGUCGAUGAAGUUCUAAAAUCUGAUCCUGCAGUUGUACGCUGAAUGUCUCAGGUACUUGAGUAUGAACUACACCCUGAUGAUGCCGAAAUAUCUGAGCCUUACGCAAGUCCACCUAGAAAGGGAAAACCAAGCACAAGCAAAACCAUGAGAAGAAAUAAAAGUGCAUUUAAAUAUAGCAGAUCAUCUUCUCGGGGUCGAGGGUCUAGAUCUUCAUCCCGCGGGAGAUCGAGUGGUCGAGAAACCCAAUCUUCAAUUGGAAUUAAGUUUAGUUUCAACUUAUUCGGUACAUGACUUUCUUUUCCGUUAUUUACAUUACUUUGUUACAGCUUAAUCUUAUUAACCUUAUUUUCAAUUAUUGUAGAUGAUCCAGGAGGUCGUGAUUUUUCACAGUUUUCAUGGCCUAAUCACAUCCCAUUUGUUAUUCCUCCUUACUUGUUUUGACUGGAUUGAUGUGUUAGGUGAUGGUAACUGUGGAUUUAGAGCUAUGUGUAUGGAAAUGCAAAUAAACAGAGACCAAUACCUAAGUUUGUAUUUAUCCCAGGAGUCGUUAGACGAUGCUAUAAUCAGAAUAGGUUCACACGACAAUGGACCUGCUCCUUAUAUUCACUGGAUGGAUGCACCGAUGGCAUUGUACUCUGCAGCAACGUUUCUUAACAUUGGCAUUGCUUAUUACGGUUCUGCUGACGGUAACCCGAUGUACAACUGUUUGGUUCUUCCGUUAACGAAAGCAUCGAGCGUGCAUAGUGUAAAUAAAGUUAUACAUAUAUGUUGAGUGAAUGGAAAUCAUUUUGUUCAACUUUUAAUGAACGACGAUUCAUCCCCACUCCUGCCCAUCCAUCAACGUUGGAGAAUAGUAGUUGGCAAUUUUUCCAGACAUAUUGAAACACAUUUCACUACUAGGAUUAUGCUCUGGAAUAAUCUAUGUGGGCCACGACCACCACCACGUAAUAACACCGCUGACGAUGCUGUAAAUUUAGAUAGUCCAUAGCUUUACGUGUUGUAUAAAUAAUUAUUUAGUUGUAUUACAGAAAUUAUACACGAGAUUCAAUUUGUAGAUAGUCCAUAGUUACACUACUGUGUAUAGUG